This is a messenger RNA of Knipowitschia caucasica, 432 nucleotides long. The record is from the annotation of a GenBank genome assembly. Lineage: Eukaryota; Metazoa; Chordata; Actinopteri; Gobiiformes; Gobiidae.
AUGUUCUCAGUUCUGCUGCAUAGGCGUCUGUGGUCAGGGCUCGUGUCCAGUCUCCGGCGGCAGCUCCUCCACCGGGCUGUUGUUGUGUCGGGGCCCACCUGUCCAUGGCUGGGGGCCGCGGCCAGGAGCCUGGAAGAGCUGGGCGGCAGAUGGAGACUCGCCGGAGACAGGAGCACGGAAACACACUCCGAGCCAAGGCUGAGGAGCGAGCACACGGACCCGCCAUGUGAGCCGCGAGCUGCUGCUCUACUCCGAGCUCCUGCGGGGUCAUUACAGUCACGGCUAGCUUUCACUUUCGGAGGUCUGCAAACUGAGGAUAUUAAAAGAUUCCACCAUCCUCAGUCAGACCUGAUCCCCCAGCCCGGCACAGGAGAGGGGGGGGGGGGGGGGGGGGGGGGGGGGGGGGGGGGUGGGGGGGGGGGGGGGGGGUGA